Molecule: messenger RNA, 375 nt
Organism: Guillardia theta CCMP2712
Lineage: Eukaryota; Cryptophyceae; Pyrenomonadales; Geminigeraceae
Gene: RPL30e
Product: large subunit ribosomal protein L30e, cytoplasmic
Exons: 2
Coding region: 16-348 (110 amino acids)
Cellular component (GO): cytosolic large ribosomal subunit
Molecular function (GO): structural constituent of ribosome; RNA binding
Source: RefSeq, a predicted model, not a curated record
GAGGAGGAGAACGCCAUGCCGAAGAAGGGGAAGACAGCGCAGGAGAGCAUCAACUCGCGCCUGGCGCUUGUGAUGAAGUCGGGCAAGUACACGCUAGGAUACAAGUCCACCCUCAAGACCCUCCGGUCGGGCAAGAGCAAGCUUGUCAUCAUCUGCAACAACUGCCCCCCUCUCCGAAAGUCUGAGAUCGAGUACUACGCUAUGCUUGCCAAGACCAACGUCCACCAUUAUUCUGGAAACAACGUGGACCUCGGAACAGCGUGCGGUAAGUACUUCCGCGUAGCCUCCUUGUCCAUCACAGACCCUGGCGAUUCAGACAUCAUCAGAUCAGCUCCAGGAGAAGCAUAAGCACAUGAAUGAAAACUCUUGUUAGCA